AUGGGUCUGCUGAAGAUCUUCACCAGGAGAUCAAGCAAGGCCAAACUUAAAGGACACGAUACGCAGUCCCACGUGGAGAUCCCUUCACAAGAACCUCAACAUGCACUCCAGCAUGAGCCAGACGUUCCAGCCACUUCAUCACAGCAACAGCCAGACUUGUCACCAAAGGCCCCGGACCCGUUAGACCAGUCCGAGACAUGGGACUCUGCCUCAGCCCCGGCUCCUUUUGUUCCUCGCCACCCGAGCCUUGUUGUUGAAGAGCGACCGCGGACUGCAGCUAGCAUUCGAAGUUUGAGUCGAGAUUGGUCACAGUUCCCAACCCGUCCGAAGCGGGAGCCGAGGAGACCACCCGUGUCCUUCAAGAAGCCCAGUCCUUUGGCCUCGAUAUCCAAUGCCUACGAGAACACAGCCCAGGCUGGGGAGCACGAGACCGAUAUCAACUCUCUACUGAGGCUGCGCAGAACCAAUGUCUCGAGAUCCAGCCUCGGGAGCAUAAAGUCAAAGGACAUCCUUGAUGCUCAAGAAGAGAUACGCCCAACCGAUUUCCGAAGCCGGGUGCAAGCGACCGGGGCACGGGACUACGGAGAGGAUGUAGCGGAUCGCAACAUCACUCGACACAGGGAUGGGACCCUCAGUCCUACACCAGAUCCUCGGCAGAUGAGCAACCGCACUAAGUCGCUCAGCUCCUCCAGCAUCUUCCCCCGUGUCACCGACCCCCGUGAUUUCCAGGCCCUGGGCCCCCCUUUGACGGAGGUGUCGUCGCCAGAGCCUGUUGAGCUACACUCAUUCUCGAGUCGCAACAAGCGGCGACUCUCCUUGAACACCUACGUCCCUACCGGCAUGGUAUCACCACACGCACCGAUAUCCGUCACGACAUCUCCCAAUUUAAUGGACGACGUUGCUUCCAAAGACUUUGCGCCUCCGGCUGAAAAUCCAGGGACAGAGACUGUGGCUCGACCAAAGGACCUGUCACCGACAACGAACAACUUUUCUCGCCCACGGUCACCCCGAAAUCUUCAGAUCGCAACUACGCAGGGGAAUAUAGCACCUUCUCAUAGGGACCAUGCCUUCGACGGCAAAAUUGCCGAGGUUCUAGCAUCUGGCAAUAGCGCAGAGAGUUUCAUCACGGCCAGCAACGGCCAGCACGGCAGUGACUGGUCCCCGGUCACGAAUCGGUCCAAGAACUUCAAUAUCGAUGACUAUGUCUCUUCUGACGACGACUCCUUCACAACCGAGACAAAGCGGGCACGAUCUACCGCUCAAGGUGAGGAGGAUCUGCUGUUCAAGCCCGGAUAUGGAAUCACGGGCGCAGCUCUGCCGGGCUUGGAAGCUCUCGGAGAGGAGGAUGAGUAUUCCACUGUCUCAACAAAGAACAACAGGAAUAAUUCAGUAUCAUCGGAUGGUUCAGUUGCCGUGGCAUCAAGUCCAAAAGACAACAGAUAUGGAACGCACCAGGAUUUAUCACCAGCGCUACGUCACGUGCGGAGCGAUCCUGAGGAACUUUACAUGAGCACCUUUGGGAGGUUUUCCAUGCGAGACCGUACGAGGCCCUCGACGGCCAAUCCUUGGGCGGCAAACGAUGAAGAUACAAAUGCAGCAGUGGAUCUUGACGAGUCUUAUACACCAUCUACGAGCAGCAUUGACAGCGACGAUCCUCGUUCUGACGGGGACUUAAGGUCCACAGUGGGCAGCCUCGGGGGUUUUCGACCACAGCGGAGCGAAAGCAGCUUCAGCGUGUAUUCCAUCGGCGGCACCGUUACGACAACCAUCACUGGCGGAGCCAACGCAAUGGAAAGAGAUACCUACGACGACGUGCGCGCGCCGCGACGAGGUCUGAAGCGACUCUCGGCGCUGGGGACCCUCUACGGAAGGAGUAUGGGCUCCUUCGGCUCGGCAGACCGGAGGCCCGCUACCACAUCAGACGGUGCAGCCAGAGGGGAGAUGAAGACGGCCGACAUCAUCAGACGGAGGAAGGAAGACAAGACAAGGAAAAGGUCAGACCUCGGUCUGAGGAGUAUCCGGGAAAAGAGAAUGACCGAAGCCUUUGGUCGUCCCGACAAUGAUGGAAUUGCGAGGCUGAGGGAGCACUUGAGAGACGACGAGGAGAUGUGGGAGCUUGAGAGCUAA
Diaporthe citri is the source of this 2127-nucleotide messenger RNA. RefSeq lists its product as uncharacterized. The transcript is spliced from 3 exons. The record is from RefSeq and is a predicted model, not a curated record. The coding region runs from base 1 to 2127 and encodes 708 amino acids. NCBI's taxonomy places the organism in Eukaryota, Fungi, Ascomycota, Sordariomycetes, Diaporthales, Diaporthaceae.